Molecule: messenger RNA, 575 nt
Organism: Plasmopara halstedii
Lineage: Eukaryota; Oomycota; Peronosporomycetes; Peronosporales; Peronosporaceae
Exons: 1
Source: RefSeq, a predicted model, not a curated record
AUGGAUAGUGAAGAGCAAGUUGAUUCAAGAUCAUGGAUCAAAAAUCUAUUCAUAGAGAAUCCAAAUUGGGUUGCUCUUCGAAUUCAUCCCAUCCGUAGGAAGACUGGCAAAGAUGAUCCUAGGUACCGUCUUGGAGAUAAAGGGUCUCUCAUUACCAUCAUAGGAAACAUUAAGCGAUAUAAUUAUGAAACGAUUGAUUGGGUAGCUACUGAAUCUAAAAUCAGGAAUAUCUACUACGAUGGUGAAAGCAACUCAAUUGACGAAGUUGGCGCCAUGCAUGAUGAAGAGAAUCUAACGAGGACACUCAUGCAGUCAGAUAAAAAGCGUUUGAAGGGAAAGAAGCGUGCAGGCGAUGAUUUAGAGUUUCUCGAUGUGAAGCUUAAGGAUAGGAGACUGGAUGACAUUCAUUUUGUCAAUAGAUCGACAUCAACAACCUCUGACGACGAUCAAAGCCGGAUAAAACUACUUUGGAUUUUACUAAACAACAAAGAGCUGCUGAUAUCGAAUGGAAUUAUGAAAAAUGUACUUCCCGUUUUCAAGGAAAAGUUCAAAUCCGAUGUAUCCGAUCUCCGUCA